AUGCCACUGGAAACCAUAGCCCCUAACUCAUCAGAAAGCUCUCCUGCUCUUAUCGAAGGGCCACUUAUUUCACGCCUCGCAAAAACUGGCCCGGGCGAUGCCCAGCUGAAGUCCUGCCAGUAUUACGGGAAGCCUUUCCGCCAGUUCCAGUCUCUCGCCACGAACUGUUUGGUGACAAGCUUGCGCUGCGGCCGACUAGUAACAAAGAUUUCCUCUCAUGUCAGCUGCCCAACCAGGUCUUUAGAGAAGGAAAUUGGAAAGUUGGCUAAGAAAAGUCCGAUUCGGACCAAAUUAAUUCCGACCAGCUUUAUUUCCAAUCUGAUUUCCAUUUGCCUUCUCAACAAGGCCCACGAUCCCUGA
This is a messenger RNA of Podarcis lilfordi (Lilford's wall lizard), 360 nucleotides long. The record is from the annotation of a GenBank genome assembly. NCBI's taxonomy places the organism in Eukaryota, Metazoa, Chordata, Lepidosauria, Squamata, Lacertidae.